Messenger RNA from Vespa velutina, 4102 nucleotides. RefSeq lists its product as uncharacterized. The transcript has 5 exons. The record is from RefSeq and is a predicted model, not a curated record. Lineage: Eukaryota; Metazoa; Arthropoda; Insecta; Hymenoptera; Vespidae. The coding region runs from base 1076 to 2176 and encodes 366 amino acids.
UAAUUGACACUUUAGAUAAGACGAUUAAAAUACGAUGUUCUGUUUAGAUUCAUUUAAAAACUAAUUUGAAAAUUGCAGGAGAUUAAAGAAUAAAAUUAAAAAAAUGACAAGAAAAAUUCUUCUAAUUCACGCUAAAAGCUCAUUGCAUUUAAAGAAAUAAAGGAUAACACAUUCCAAAGAUUGUCAGGUUAGGAUUAAUAACAUCGAUAGGGGAGCACGAUAUAUAUAUAUAUGUACAUUUAAUCACUUGUGGUUGUUUAUCACCGGCUAAUCGCAAUACCAGGAUGAUACUGAAAACCGGAUUUUGUGGCGUGAUAUUAAAUUGUAAUACUCUGAUACGAAGGUCACAUAAACUUUCAUCGUUGAAAGUAUAUUUUUAAGUAGUGAGAUGCAUAUAAUGUGCAAUAAUAGUGUUCAUUGAUGAACCUUACGCAAAUGACAGGAAAAAAUAUUUAUAUCGCACAAAUAGACAUCUUAGGACAGAUUUUGUAAGCAUUGCGGAUUUUUCAAAAGUAAAAACAAGUGAAAAUGUAUGUUAUACAGAGGUGGGGAUAACCAAAUAAAUCCCGCUCAACAUAGUGUGUCAUUUCCGCUAAUUGGGAAGGGGAAUUUUACUACGAUUAUUAAACUACUGUUCUUAACCACAAUCUCGGAAGUGAUUAUAAAUUCUUCUGAAAUUAGCUGUGAAUUUUUUUUUUUUUCUUUUUUUCUUUUUUUUUUUAUCAAAGAGAAAUUUCUACAAUACCUAUUCUAAAUUUUAAAAAUAUUUAUAACACUUGAUUGUACAUUGUAUGUUACUUUUAAGCGCUAUUUUUUUUUUCUAUAAUAAGAUAUAUAAAAGAUAAUUUAAGCUUAAUGGAUAAUUCAUUAAUUUUGCCGAUCGCCUUGUAAAAUUGCAUUUUUUAAAUUUUAUUAAAUUUUAUUGAUUUUCUUAUUUUUUGUUUUAUUAUUAUUAUUAUUAUUAUUAUUAUUAUUAUUAUUAUUUUUAUUAUACGAGAUAGACAAUUGGUCGAACGAAUAAUCACGUGUUGUAAUGUGUAACAGCGUUAUAAAUUAAAACUAGCAUUUUCAAAUCAUGCCGGAUAUUAAAAACGUUAUAGAAUUGCUAUGUAAACAUUUGAAUUUAUCAAUUAAAGUGGCAAUUCAACCGGAAUAUUUUAGGUUAUCUAAAUAUAAUAAUACAACGCAAAAAUCUGAUACAUUAUGGACAAUGUUACACAUAUUAAGUUUUUAUGCGGCGAAAGAAAAACAAAAUGACAUAUACUUUGAGGAAUAUGAUAAAUUAUCUGCUACAAAAUUAUAUUUUGCUUUUUUACAAUAUCCAGAAAUUGAAUUUUAUGGUUUAUCAGAAAGCUGCCAUAACAAUAGAGUACUUCUAUUAGCAUUUGCAUGGCUUUUAGCGACACAAAAUGUUUUGAGUAUUGUAGUACGUGUCAAUUUGACAUCUAGUCUUUUAGGAAGAGAAUGUUCAUGCCCUAAUAUAUCUUUGAAAGAAGUAUCUAGAGUAGAAACGUCAUGCUCUGUACAUACACAAAUAAAAAAUAUUAUCCAUCACAAUAGUAAAGUAAAUUUUAAUAUUAAACAUAUAUUCGAAUUAAUUUGCAAAAAAGUAAAAUUGUUAAAUAAAGUUCAUGGUGCUAGCAUGAAUUUUGAUCAUCUUGUACAUAUGAAUGUAAUGGAAAUCGCAUUUAUAAAACAAUUAUUAGCCUUACAUACAGAUUCAAAUUUUAAUCAAUGUAAACAACAACAGUCAGAUUUGCGUGCUAUUGGUGUGAUGUUGGAUAUACAUUUAAAAUGGAUGGAAAAAGAACAUCUAUUUUAUGAUUGGAUGAUAACUGUGAUCAAGGAAUAUGAGAAAUCUGUAGAUAUUAAUAUAAAUAGAAUAAGUUGGGAUGAAAUUGGUAGUUUCAUUUCUUUGUUAGAACAGAUCAUAAAAAAAAAAUUAUAUUCCGUUUGCUCAGAAAAAACAGAAGACAGGCUGGAAUGUUAUAACACUUUCCAAUGUACAUCUCGUUUAUUAAGAACAUCCGAUGUCAAAUGCGAAGUUAAUAAAUGGUUAAUGGAUGUAACCAUUCAACUGAAUCAAGUAAAAGAAACACUUGCAAAAAAUAAAGAAGAACUCGCAUUACAAUUGAAAAAUAUAUUAAUGAUUGUGCCAUUGUGUAUUCAAGUUUAAUACUGCUAUAGUAUUCUUUUAAGAAGUAUAUAUACAAUUAUAAUUUUUAAUGGAUUCUUAUAAAGAUACCAUGCGUCAAAUAGAUCUAAUUUAUAAGAAAAAAAUAUUAACAAAAACUAAAAAAAUCAAAUCCCCAUUUAGACUUGAUUAAUAUAUAUUAAACAAAAAUUUAUCUAAAUGUCACGAUGUGGGUGUUGUUAUCAGGUCAAUUACACCGAACGAUGAAAUAAAAACGUUGAGAACCGUAACGAGAAAUAUACCGAUAACGGUCCAAUUAUUAGCAGUAUCGGCUUUACACAUUUGCGCGUCAACUUUUACAUCGUAUCUACUAUUCCAAAUUAAUCCAAUUCCGACUAUAACUUGAAUGAGUAAACUGGAAGUAAUCAUUGUCAAUGAUGGAUAAUAAUAUGGAUGCCGACCGUCGGUUUGCAGAACAUAGCGCAAUUGAUUAGCGUUAGCUGAUAACAAUGCUAAAUCCAUCAUUCCUUGAGCAAGAGUUUUUUUAUGCUGGUAAAUGUUUACAUCCGGUAUCGGUUGAUUCGGUGGUUGAGGAAAAAAAGGAUGUUGUCCGCUAGGGUAAUUCGGUUGUCCAAAUGUUGUUUCUGGUAUAAGACCAUCAUCGAUACCUUUAUCGCCUGGCCGUGAAGGAAUGCCAGGUUCUAAAUCGUCUAUCUCUGGACCCGAAGUUGGCCGUGGAUUAUAAUUGUUGUCUGUUUCUAAAAGUGGACCGAACCGUGGUUCUACGCUUGGUAAUGGAUUUUCCAACCCGGCAGUUAAUGGUUGUAAACUCUCAUCCGGAAUUUCGUCCAUAUAUAAUAUUUCAUCGUGAUCACUGUUCGUUUGUUUAUUCAUUAUGAACACAAAGAAAAAACUGUAUUAACUUUUUAUUCUUUUAUUUUUAUUAAACGAAUGUAACCGCCACAAUGGAAUGAUCCUUAAUUAUAUAGCUAUUGUUCUCGAUCGAUCAUUCAAUAAUAUAUAGUACUUAAAAAUAGUACAAAUAAACUCAACGAACAUUAAUACAUCGUAAUAUUUAUUAAAAAUAUACACACGCGAACAACACAAUGUGCACUCUAAUAUCGUGAAUCACUCCUUGUAUAAUUAGACGGACAAACUGAUCUCCGUUUGGAAUCACGUGCGGAUUUAUAUAAUAUUACGUAUGACGAUAUGUUUUCCUAUUUUGAGAAAAAAAUAAUUGUUUAUAUUUUAUUUUCGUAAAAAACUUUAACAAUUUGAAAAAUAUAUUUAUAGAUAGGUGAUAAAAAUGUCUUGCCAUUGAACGUUCUACUACGACGACUGAACAUAACUAUGUCCCCAUCGAUUCUGUACUAAAGGUCACUUGAUCGUAGAUAGCUGAUUCAUUCCUAUGAUACAUCAAACUUAGAAAACCCAAUAGUAUUAUAAACGUAUUCUUCCAGUUUUUUUUUCUUCCGAGAAAAAAAAAAGUGAAAGUAGGCGUUUAAAGAGAAGUGAAAAAGAAUCUUUUUCUUUGACUCAUUCGUACUUCGUUUCUUCAAACUGUUGCAAUGAUUUUAUCCUUGUUUUUCAUAUUGAAUUUAUAUAAAUAAAUAAAUACAAUUUUUAUAACUUUUUUUAUAAUGUCAUAAGCAUAUAUUUUCGUUAGAACAGAAUUAGAGAUGAUAAUAUUGAACGAUCCGUUGUCAAGUAAACAGUCACUGCGUUGAUAUACGUAAAAGUUAAAUCUUUCACGACUGCAUUCCUAUAAAUCGUCGAGAAAUUCCAUUGUAAUAUUUGCUAAUUCGAAAUAAAUAUAAAAUGAUCAGGUCGGAUUUAAAUGAAUAUUUAAUUUAUUAUAUUUCAUCGUACGAUUGAUUCGUCCGUUUAAAAUUUUAUUUAACGAAUUAACAUGAUACCUUAUAAAAAAUGCUGUGCUCAAUGUCCAGGCGUGAUAGAUGUUCCGGAAUG